Fusarium poae is the source of this 1212-nucleotide messenger RNA. RefSeq lists its product as uncharacterized. The coding region runs from base 1 to 1212 and encodes 403 amino acids. NCBI's taxonomy places the organism in Eukaryota, Fungi, Ascomycota, Sordariomycetes, Hypocreales, Nectriaceae. The record is from RefSeq and is a predicted model, not a curated record. The transcript has 2 exons.
AUGGUUCGCGAGAAUCAGAAGACGGACAUAAAAGGCAAAAGGUUCUUCGUCGUGGAUGCAAACUCGGCUGCACCUCCAUUGCCGGGUGUCACCUACUAUGGCAUAGAAGCCAACCACGCUGAUAUGUGUAAGUACGAUAGUAUGCAGUCACCGGGGUUCCGUAAUAUCGCCAUUACGUUGCGGGAAUGGGUUGAAAAGGCACCUUUCUUAAUCCAGCAGCGAUGGUUGGUUGAAGAAGACGAGGGUCGGCAUCGGGCUCUAGCAAGAGUGAACGAAAUCAUGAGACGACCGAGUCAGCGCAGUUUACGAGUAUCGCAUGAAGAGAAUGAAAAGCAACUUGCGGGACGAACGUCACGGUUCAUUGAGGACAUGCAAAUGCAAGAAUACAGAGACAGCAGUCUUUCUGAUAUGACGCAGCAUAUUAGAAACAUGAGUGAAGGGUGCAUCAAAGAGACUCUAUCCCCAGGGGCCUCCUCCGUCCCAUCUAUGGAUAUCACUAACGAAAACUGGCACGGCCAACAUCGUGGACUAAUCAGCCAAAGAUCGAGACAUUCUGAGGCAUCUCUAAACACGGGUUUCGGCUAUUGGGCGCAAGAUAUGCCUAUUAACACAAACUCAGCCAAGGACUUUUGUCAUUUACCUGGACAUCCACAAGAUCCCUCAUCCCACCGACGUGCUCUUAAUUCUGACGGAUUUCUCUCCUCUUCGUUGCCUACUAGUCUUGGCAACAGCACUCUCAAGCCUCCGUCAGCCGCUGUUAGAGGCUAUACAUCACAGCCAGCAUCCCGCCAAUCGUCUCCCAGAUCAGAUAUUUCAGUCCCUUACACUCCUGCAUGUCCGUGGCCCGGCCAUGCUCCCUCUACCGUAGCCACAGGGCUGUGGCCGUGGCAUGAAGGUAUAUCUGCCAACAAUGUCCCUUUCGGCCAUCAAGCCUGGCAUUCAAGACAAACAGGGCCAUGGGACUACUGCGACGCUUCUUAUGGGGAUACUGCCUAUUCCCCAAAACAAGAUAUGCCCUCUGAGAGUAAAGAAAUGAUGAGAUCUGGAUCUGAGGAGAUCCAGUUUAACGAAGACCCCGUCGUGUGUGGGCAAUUGGAACAUAGGAAGCCCCAGACUGUGCGUCCCUCCGAAUGUGAGUCACCACCUCCCGAAAAUCAGGGUACCAAGCAGGGGGAGAUGGAAAGUCAGCAUCCUGAUUACAGUCAGUCUUGA